Colias croceus (clouded yellow) is the source of this 1254-nucleotide messenger RNA. It is a transcript of the gene PGAP5, whose product is annotated as metallophosphoesterase 1-like. The record is from RefSeq and is a predicted model, not a curated record. Lineage: Eukaryota; Metazoa; Arthropoda; Insecta; Lepidoptera; Pieridae. Gene Ontology annotation, biological process: GPI anchor biosynthetic process. Gene Ontology annotation, molecular function: hydrolase activity. The transcript is spliced from 7 exons. Bases 119 to 1219 code for a protein of 366 amino acids.
AUAAUCGCAUUUUAUCUUUAUUCUUAUUGAUGUUGCUUGGAAGCUUGAUUUAGUUAGAAUAUUUAAGAUUUCUUUUCAUAUAGCAUUUCGUAAGUAACAUGACUAUAAUAUUAUAAGUAUGCGACGUGUUACCAAAAAACUGUUAUUUACCAUUUUUGGUUUACUUUGUAUUGGGCUCUAUUGUGAGUUUCUCAUAUAUUAUGUAGUCGUUGUUCAGUGUAGUUGGCCAAAACUAGUAAACUCCACUGGGCCAGUUUUAAAAGCGUUUAUUUUAGCAGAUACUCAUUUAUUGGGUCCUUACAGAGGACAUUGGCUAGAUAAGUUGAGAAGAGAAUGGCAAAUGCAUCAAGCAUUUACAGCCAUUAUAAAUACACACCAACCUGAUGUUGUGUUUGUAUUGGAAACAAUUGUUAUAGGAGACCUUUUUGAUGAAGGCGAAUGGACUGAUGAUAAGCAAUUUAAUGCAUAUGUAGAGCGUUUUUAUAGACUAUUUCCUGUGCCACAGGAUACAAAAUUGCAUGUUGUUAUGGGUAAUCAUGACAUAGGCUUUCAUAACAGAAUAAGGAAAAGGGCACUGCAAAGGUUUAUAGAACUUUUAAAUGCUCCAAGCGUUCAGCACUUGGUAUUGAGGGGAUCACACUUUGUCCUUGUUAAUUCUAUGGCACUACAAGGAGAUUCAUGCGACAUGUGUGUUGAAGCAAGAAAUGAAAUAUCUUUAAUAUCAAAUAAACUGUCUAAGUGCUCUAAGGACAACAGAUUUUGUGAAUUUCAUGGUGUACAUUAUAAUUAUUCCCGACCCAUACUUAUGCAGCAUUUUCCACUCUAUCGCGUAUCCGACUCUGUGUGCACUGAACCCGAUGCCCCACCAUUGCCAGAAAGAAAUAAAUUAUUUAGAUUGAAAAUAGAUGCACUUUCGAAAGAGGGAACAGACUUUGUGAUCAAAAAACUUAAACCCAGAGCAGUGUUUGGUGGUCAUACACAUCAUGGGUGCCUUUUAAAGCAUAAUUAUGGUAAAAUUGAUUUUCUUGAAUAUUCUGUACCAUCCUUCUCAUGGAGAAAUAGACCGGAUCCAAAAUAUAUGUUGGUGUCGAUUUCUCCAAAUGAGUAUGCUGUCAAUAAAUGUGGACUGCCAAUGGAAGUGACCAUGAUAGCCUCAGCUGUGAUUAUGUUUCUUUGUUUAGUUGUUUAUGUAUUUAGAAUUAAAACCCUUGGAAGAUGACGAAAGGAUAUUAAAAAAAUUGGAAUAAAAUGCAA